UGUAGUGAUGAAAAUUACAGCUAUUUGAACCAGGUACCCGGCUUGGAUAAGGUUUCGCAUUGUGUUAUCUGUGAUAUUCGCAUCUACUGUCGUUGAGCGGGGACGACGUUAGAAGCGCCAUGAAGCGGAAGUCCAAGCAUGUUGUCGAAACUGAUUCUGACGCAUCGAAUUCUGAUGCUGACAACAGUAAGAAGAGGAAGCGUCCUUCAUCAGAUUCCUCGUCGGACACCGAAGACGAAAAGGAUGCCGAUUUUGCUCCUGCGAGCCAAGCCGCCAAGAAGAAGGUGGCUAUGAAAAGGAAACCCAAGAAAGCGCGUGGAACAGUUGGAGGUUCAGAUUCCGAUUCGUCUGAUGGGAGUUGGGCCGAUAAUUUCACUGAUGGAUACGAUGACAACUUGAUGGGAGACGAGGAUGAUCAGAAACGUCUUGCUGCGAUGACUGAAAAAGAACGAGAACAAGAAAUUUUCAAGCGUAUUGAACAACGUGAUGCACUUCGUGCCCGUUACGAAAUUGAAAAGAAAUUACGGGCUGCUCGUAAGAAAGAUGGUAAAGUGGCUCCACCAAAACCGUCAUCAUCGUCGUCAUCCGAAGACGAGGAUAAUGAGGAUGGCCUGGACGAUGAUGAAGACGAUGCCAAGACGCGAAGUAAAACUCGGGUCCAAACUAUGGAGGACAAGCGAAAAGAUCAGAAGUUCGAUGCGUUCUCGAUGUUGAAAGCUAAACGAGAGAAGCGUGAAGAGAAAAAACAAACUGAGGAAACUGAGAAAAAGGAUGACGAGGACCGUUCUUCGGUUGACAGCAGUGCAGAUGAUGCGGAUGAGGAAGUGGAAGUUGAAAAGAAGGAAAAAUCAAAGAAGAAAAUGAAGAAGGCGAAGAGAGAUGAAAAUGGUCGGAAACUAAGAGCGUCUGAUGUUUAUUCAUCCGAUUCGAGCGAAAGUGACUCCGAUUCCGAGGGUGGAACUAAGAAGGUCAAGAGAGGUUCUUCAUCGUCAGGUUCCUCUUCUUCAUCAUCAUCAUCAUCGUCGUCGUCCUCUGAUUCCGACUCCGAUGACGAAUCCCAGGCUGAGAAACCCGCGGAGAAUAUCAAGUCAAGAGAGGACUUGAACAGAAUCCGUAUUUCCCGAAAUAAGUGUGAAAAAUGGUGUCAUAUGCCGUUUUUUGCCGAAACCGUGAAGGGAUGCUUUGUGCGCAUCGGAAUCGGUAAUAAUCCGUCCACGGGCGUGGCGGUUUAUCGUGUCGGUGAAAUCCUCGACGUGAAAGAAACUGCCAAAGUCUACCAGCUGGGUAAAACUCGAACCAACAAGGGUCUCUUGAUUCGUUCUGGAGCUCAGGAACGCGUGUUCAGGCUUGAGUUCGUUUCAAACCAGGAAUUUUCAGAGACAGAGUUCCAGAAGUGGGUUGAAGUUACUUCGAUGGGUGGUCUACCACUUCCCACGAUGAAACACGUGGAAGAAAAAACCGCUGACAUCAUAAAGGCGAUAUCGUAUGAGCUAAAGGACUCUGAUAUCGAGAAAGUCGUGGCGGAGAAAGCUCGCUUCCGUCCGGGUCCGUACAAUUUCGCAAAGAAGAAAACCGAGUUGUACAAGGAGAAAGAAAUGGCCGUUUCCCGCGGUGACACAGCAGAGGCCGCCCGCAUUGGUCAGGUGCUGAGUGAGCUCGAAGAACGCGCCGAAGGAUUGGACAAGACGCGGUCGUCGACGAUCCAAAUCAUUGCCUACAUUAACGAACGUAAUCGGAAAAUGAAUGUGAAGUCUGCAGAAAGCGCCAUCCUUGCCGAGGCGAAGGCUGCCAAGGGCAAGAAAGUCGACGAUCCGUUCACGCGAAGGUCUACGCGUCCCACCAUGAUGCAUCGUCCUUCAACAACGACGCCGUUGGAACAGAAACCUUCGAAUACUACGCUUCCGGAGAAGAAACACGUGGAACACAAAGAAGUUUCCAAGGAAGAGAAGAAGACUCCGACGGAUCUGUUUAGUGCGCACGACUUCGACAUCCAGAUAGAUCUGGACCCCGCCAUGGCCGUGUUGCCGUCGGUUGUGCCCGUGACGAGCAAGCCGGUGUCGAGCUUGCCCAAGGAUGGCCCGAAGCGGUGUUUGAACCUGGACGAUUAUAAGAAGCGCAAGGGGCUUAUUUAGGGAAUUUUUAAAGGAUUAGUGACAUUUAUCCUGGCUUUCAUGUAUGUUUCGAACAUCAACCGUGAAUGAGAAAUGAACAAAGCUGUCCCUUUCUCUCGUCUUCCGAUGCUUUGUUCUUUCCAUAAGAAGAUAAUGAUCCGCAGGAUCUCUUCGUCAGGUAAAAAAAUAUUCAGUUUCUUUCAAGUCUCUUCUGUCUUCUCUGUGGAAGUUGAAUAAUUUUACCUGAGCAACUUUCAACUCACUUAGUGGCAUAAUAGAUUUGAGUUGAUUUACCAGGAUGCUUACUGGUCGUAGAAUGGAUUUCAAAUCUUGUUCAGCAACGAACCUGACCUUAUUUUUAAUUAUUUUCCAGUUAUAAUUUGGUCUGAAUCCUUUCAUAUGCUAUGAGUGGUUGAUGGUGGAAGUCCUUUUUUAAUGAGAAAUGACUAUUCCUAUGAUUCAGUUUCCUGAUUUGUAUCAUGCUGUAAGAAUAUUUGUGGAGGUGUUCGUCCGACUUCUUGCCUGUAUUUAAUGACAAACUCUUUCGUUCGAAGACGAUCUAAUCCUUGUGAAAUUCCCCGAAGAAGCUGCUUAGAGUUCAGUGGCAAAACAAGGACUUGCCCUCGAAGUUCUUUUUUUUGUGAUUUGUGUCGAUCCCAUUGAAAUGGCCGAGAUGUUUUCAGAUAUUGUUUACGAAAAAGAAAAUGAACUGUGGAACGGUACCGGUGUGAUGAUUCAA
This is a messenger RNA of Notodromas monacha, 2850 nucleotides long. Lineage: Eukaryota; Metazoa; Arthropoda; Ostracoda; Podocopida; Cyprididae. The record is from the annotation of a GenBank genome assembly.